Messenger RNA from Hevea brasiliensis (rubber tree), 2362 nucleotides. RefSeq names its product putative receptor-like protein kinase At3g47110. Bases 104 to 2362 code for a protein of 752 amino acids. The record is from RefSeq and is a predicted model, not a curated record. Gene Ontology annotation, biological process: protein phosphorylation. The transcript has 5 exons. NCBI's taxonomy places the organism in Eukaryota, Viridiplantae, Streptophyta, Magnoliopsida, Malpighiales, Euphorbiaceae. Gene Ontology annotation, molecular function: protein kinase activity; receptor serine/threonine kinase binding; ATP binding.
ACACUUCGGGCCUAGUACUGCUGGCUUUACACCAUAAUUACUCGUCCAACAGCACUGGUUAUUCCAUCUGUGUGCCACUUCUACUUCCAGGCAACAAAUUAAGAUGGCACGUCCAGCCAACAUGGUAGCACCUUGGCCUUCAAUCCUUCACGUUCAUUUCUUUUUCUUAUUUUCUAUAAGCAUUCUCAGCUUACGACCUGAGAUUUGUCUCAGUUAUAAUUUGGUAAAUGAGACUGAUCGGAUUUCACUUUUGGAGUUCAAAGCCAAGAUAGCCGCUGAUCCAUAUGGAAUCUUGAGCUCAUGGAACGAUUCUGUCAACUUCUGCAAAUGGCAAGGGGUUAUUUGUGGCCGAAAACACCACAGAGUUACGUCACUAAACCUGCACGGGCUGAGCUUGUCGGGAACCAUAUCUUCAUAUGCAGGGAACCUCACCUUCUUAAGGUUCCUCAACCUCGCUGGCAACAGAUUUUAUGGGGAAAUUCCCCAAGAAGUUGGCCGUCUGUUUCGUCUAAGACAUCUCAACCUGAGGAACAACACGUUGGGAGGAGAAAUUCCAAUCAACAUCAGCUUUUGUUCAGAGCUUAGGGUUAUGAAUUUGGCCGAUAAUGGCUUAGUGGGGAAAAUUCCUGCCGAACUAGGCUCUUUAAAGAAGCUUGUGACACUUUUCCUUGGUCCAAACAACCUCACGGGAAAGAUCCCACAUUCUGUUGGAAACCUUUCGUCCCUCCAACGUUUCUAUGUAUCAUAUAAUCAUAUGGAAGGAAAUAUUCCGAAUGAAUUGGGACAAAUAACAAGCUUAACUGUGCUCGCGCUGGGACCUAAUAAUCUGGUUGGUUCAAUUCCUUCUAACCUCUACAAUAUGUCAUCCAUCACUGUGCUAUCUGUUUCACAGAAUCAAUUGCAUGGGAAGCUUCCAGCAAAUAUUGGACUCACUCUUCCUAACCUGCAAAUUUUUGGAAUCGGCAUGAACCAAUUCAGUGUAAGUAUUCCACUUUCAAUGACGAAUGCUUCUUAUCUUGAAAUAGUUGACAUCUCUGCCAACAGUUUCACAGGACAAGUCCCAAUCAAUCUUGGAGAUUUGAAAGGUCUUCAACGGCUGAACUUGGAACUCAAUUUUCUGGGCAAUAAUUCAAGUAAGGAUUUGGCUUUCAUAACAUCUUUGUCAAACUGCAGCAAUCUCCAAGCUCUAUCUCUUGCUGAUAACAAUUUUGGCGAUGUAUUACCUAGCACCAUAGUUAAUAUUUCUACCCUUGGUGAUCUAAGUUUAGGAAGAAACCAAAUAUCCGGUAGAAUUCCGGCAGACAUUGGCAAUCUUGUCAAUUUGUGUAUAUUAGGCGCAGAGGAAAACCUAUUUUCUGGCAGCAUUCCCAUUUCUUUUGGGAAGCUUCAAAAUCUGCAAGCAUUGUAUUUGCAUAGAAACAUGUUAUCAGGACACAUCCCUCAAUCCUUAGGUAUCCCAGAACUGCAGCUACCAGCAUGCCCCAUCAAGCCAAAGAAAGAGAAAAAGUCUCCUACUGCCAUUAUCCUUGCAACAAUCAUUAGCUCAAUUGUGCUUUUCAUGAUAAUAACAUCCUUAAGGGUUUUCUACUGGCGAAAAUCCAAAAAAUCAAGAAAGAAUCCAUCAUCCUCUCUUUCAAGGAAUUUAAACCUUCUUCAAAGGCUUCAUGUUGCCAUUGAUUUGUCAUCUGCGCUGCAUUACCUUCAUGACCUUUGUGAAACUCCAAUCAUUCACUGCGACCUGAAGCCAAGCAAUAUUUUGCUUGACAAUGACAUGACUGCUCAUGUUGGUGACUUCGGAUUAGCAAGGCUCCUUUCCAAAACCACAAAUAAUUCUUCUCCAGGCGAAACCAGCUCCAUUGGGAUAAAGGGAACAGUGGGCUAUAUGCCUCCAGAAUAUGGAAUAGGUAGCGAGGCAACAACAUAUGGAGAUGUGUACAGCUUUGGAAUAAUUUUGUUGGAGAUUUUCACAGGACGGAGACCAACUGAUGAAGUGUUCGCAGAUGGUUUGAACCUCCACAACAUUGUUAGGUCUAAGCUACCAGGACAAGUAAUGCAGGUUCUGGAUUCCAAGCUUAUUUCAACAGGAGAAGUGGGAGUAGAAGAAAUCGUUGAAGACAAUGAGAGUGAUGAUGGUCAAAUAGAAAUCCAAGAAAAUAAUGUCAAUAUUGAAAGAUUGAAAUUACAAGGAAGCAAUGUGCAAAAAUGUGUUGUAUCAGUCCUCAAUAUAGGACUCGCAUGCUCAGCAGAACUACCAAGCGAUCGAAUGAAUAUGGGUGACGUCACAAGAAAACUAAGCAUCAUCACGGAGUCUUUCCUUCGUGCAAGGACCCGUAGAGAACGACAAAUUGUAAACCACAAAUAG